Messenger RNA from Trypanosoma cruzi, 489 nucleotides. RefSeq lists its product as uncharacterized. The transcript has a single exon. The record is from RefSeq and is a predicted model, not a curated record. The annotation marks the transcript as partial. NCBI's taxonomy places the organism in Eukaryota, Euglenozoa, Kinetoplastea, Trypanosomatida, Trypanosomatidae.
CUCUGCGGUGAGGGGUAUCACCUUCCUCUUCCUAAUGUCACUGCGCAUGAGCAAUGGCAAGCUCUUAACUCUAUGCUGAAGUUUGACUGGAUCCGCGACAGUCGCACCCGGAUAUUUACAGAGAUUUCGAAACGAUGGAAAAAGCGUCAUACGCAGUUUGAACAGUUUGUGCAUUUCUUCGAGUACCGUGAUGAUCGUCCUUUGCACCCUGUGAAAAACAUGUUAACACAUUCAGCAAAGCCCGUGCUGGUUUCUAUUCUAUCUGGGGAUGCGCUUGCAGUAGUUUUGCUUGCGCGGUUGGGUUUUUUUGUGCCGCCUGAUUAUUACUGGGAAAUAUUCCCUUUCUUUUCUGAGAGCUUGCUGGCUGGUGGUGACGGGGAAAUGUAUCAUCUCAUGCGACACCUUUGCCUAUAUUUUGAUGGACGGCAGCGCGCCCUCCGCCGUGAUAUAUUCAAUCCCAUUGCCCCUCCCCGGUCGAUCUCUCAGUGA